Molecule: messenger RNA, 1171 nt
Organism: Mesoplodon densirostris (Blainville's beaked whale)
Lineage: Eukaryota; Metazoa; Chordata; Mammalia; Artiodactyla; Ziphiidae
Gene: HDHD3
Product: haloacid dehalogenase like hydrolase domain containing 3
Exons: 2
Coding region: 300-1055 (251 amino acids)
Source: RefSeq, a predicted model, not a curated record
AGGCGGAGGAGGCAGGCGGAGGGCUGGGACACGGGAGAAGAGGGGCGCCGCCGAGCUUCUGCGCCCUUUCCUGAGCGGGCGUGCGGCUGCGGCUUCCUUCUUGACCGGCUUCCCCGCUAGGCAGGAUCUUCUGCUGUGAAGACGUUACCUAAGUGCCAGCAGAUCUGACCCACGAAGCCUGGAAAGAGAAGACCAUCAGGUUGUUGGGCGCGGUGCCGUCCAGCUCCACCUCCCCUAGAGGCCCCCGGACCUGAGGCAGAGGUGGAAGUGGGGUGGCCUGGCUCCCCUCCUGCAGACCCAUGGCGCGUCGGCUCCAGUUAAAACUGCUGACGUGGGACGUGAAGGACACGCUGCUCAGGCUCCGCCACCCCGUGGGGGAGGAAUAUGCCGCCAAGGCCCGGGCCCAUGGGCUGGAGGUGGAGGCCGCGGCCCUGGGACAGGCCUUCGGGCGGGCGUACAGGGCUCAGAGCCACAGCUUCCCCAGCUAUGGCCUGAGCCGCGGCCUCACCUCCCGCCAGUGGUGGCUGGAUGUGGUCCUGCAGACCUUCCACCAGGCAGGCGUUCGGGAUGCCCAGGCUGUGGCCCCCAUCGCUGAGCAGUUGUACGAGGACUUCAGCAGUUCGCGCACCUGGCAGGUGUUGGAGGGGGCUGAGGCCACCCUGAGGGGGUGCCGAAAACGAGGUCUGAGGCUGGCAGUGGUCUCCAACUUUGACCGACGACUGGAGGACAUCCUGGCGGGUCUUGGUCUGCAGGAACACUUCGAGUUUGUGCUGACCUCCGAGGCUGCCGGCUGGCCCAAGCCCGAUCCCCGCAUUUUCCAUGAGGCCUUGCGCCUUGCUCAGGUGGAACCGGCAGUGGCAGCCCACAUUGGGGACAGUUACCACUGUGAUUACAAGGGAGCACGGGCCGUAGGUAUGCACAGCUUCCUGGUGGCUGGCCCUGAGCCUUUGGACCCUGCGGUCAAGGAUUCUGUACCCCAAGAACACGUCCUCCCCUCACUGUCCCAUCUCCUGCCUGCCCUUGACUGCCUGGAGGGCUCACCCCCAGGGCUUUGAGUCUGGCGAGGGAAGCGGUCGGGCCCAACAGACACUGGAGACAGGGAGCCCCUUCCUUCCCUGAGAUCUGGCCUUCACCCCUCCCCCUGCAGCCUCCAUAAUGCAUUCGGACUAUA